ACAAAUACCAAGUGGCUGGAGGAUCCAUCUUAGAAAGAUAGUGUAAAGAUGAAUUUGGUGAAUGGAGAACAUGAUAGCAAGCUUCUCCAAGCUCAAGCUCAUGUUUGGAACCACAUUUUCAGCUUUAUAAAUUCCAUGUCUCUUAAAUGUGCUAUUCAAUUAUGCAUACCAGAUGUCAUCCACAACCAUGGGAAACCCAUGACCCUUACCCAGUUGCUUACUGUAUUACCAGUUCACCCCUCCAAAAUAAUCUUUGUCCACCGCCUCAUGCGCAUCUUAACUCACUCUGGUUUCUUUACACUUACUAAAGCUAGUGAAAAUGAUGAAGAAGAAGAGUAUGCUUAUACUCUCACCACUUCUUCACAACUCCUCCUUGAGGACAACCCUUUGAGUGUCAAACCUUUCCUAAUGGCUAUGCUCGAUCCCGUGUUAACAACACCAUGGAAUCAUCUCUACACUUGGUUUCAAAAUGGUGAUUCUACUCCUUUCGAUGUAGCUCACGGGAUGAAAUUAUGGGCGUAUAUUGGACAUGAGCCAAAAUUUAACCAUUUUUUUAAUGAAGCCAUGGCUAGUGAUGCCCGAUUAGUUACUAGUGUGGUGAUUGAUAAGUGUGAGCAUGUGUUCAAGGGAUUGAAGUCGCUGAUCGAUGUUGGUGGUGGCACUGGAACUGUGGCUAAGGCCAUCGUUAAAGCUUUUCCAUACUUGGAAUGCACUGUAUUUGAUCUCCCACAUGUCAUUUCUAGUAUGCAAAGCCAUGGAAAUCCUAAAUAUGUUGGAGGAAACAUGUUUGAUGUCAUUCCUUCUGCAGAUGCAGUAUUACUUAAGUGGAUAUUACAUGAUUGGAAUGAUGAAGAAUGCGUGAAGAUUCUGAAGAAAUGCAAGGAAGCAAUUACAAGCAACGGGAAGAUGGGGAAGGUUAUUAUAAUAGACAUGUUGCUUGAGAAGAAAGAAGGGGAUGAUAAAUCGACUGAAACGCAGCUUUUCUUUGACAUGGUGAUGAUGACAUUGGUUACAGGAAAAGAGCGAGAUGAGAAAGAAUGGGCCAAGCUUUUCUUCAAAGCUGGUUUCACUCACUAUAAAAUAAACCCAAUAUUGGGUUUAAGAUCUCUCAUUGAGCUUUAUCCCUGAGAAGCUGCCAAGCUUUCACAUGAAAAUUUGUUCUGGUUUUUAUCAAUGUCUACUUUAUUAUUUUGCAAUUUCCAAAGGGUGCUGUGCGGAGAAAUUGUGCUUCACUUAAUUUCUCUGUUUUUAAUUUAGUUCUUGUCCUCUAGAUUAGUGGAAAUGUUAUAUGAAAUAAAUUCAAGCAAUAAUAACAGAUAAUUUGAGUUUUCA
Mangifera indica (mango) is the source of this 1332-nucleotide messenger RNA. Its product is annotated as probable O-methyltransferase 3. The transcript is spliced from 2 exons. The record is from RefSeq and is a predicted model, not a curated record. Gene Ontology annotation, biological process: methylation. Lineage: Eukaryota; Viridiplantae; Streptophyta; Magnoliopsida; Sapindales; Anacardiaceae. Gene Ontology annotation, molecular function: O-methyltransferase activity; protein dimerization activity; S-adenosylmethionine-dependent methyltransferase activity. The coding region runs from base 49 to 1128 and encodes 359 amino acids.